AAACCACCAUGGCCCCCCUUCCUGGCGACGUGUUGAUGCUGAUCAUGUACCAUCUAGAAUUGACCGACCUGCUCGUGCUAUCGCUGACCUGCCACUAUCUGCACGACCUCGUCGCUUCGUCCGGAUGGGCCCAAUAUGCUCGGACCCACCAGCGCUACGCACCAAGCCUCUCACCCUUGCGCGAAUCCUGGUCCAAAGACCCUCUCGCCCAGCUCUGCUUCCACGCCGAGACCGACCGCGCAUGGGCGAAGGCAGCCUGCGUCGCGCGCCCGCUCAUGCAGCCCUGGCACGGCAAGCUCCAGCCACUCAUGGCGAUCUCACCCUCGCGCCUCGUCGUCGCCGCAGGCAGCGACGUCUACGCGUACGCGUUCGAGGGCCCCGGCGCCCGCGUGCGCUUCGAUUGCCUGUACCACCUUCGCGAGCCGGACACGCCCAGGCGGGACGUCACCGGCCUUGCGUUUGUAUCAGAUUCAGAUUGUGGCGACGAGAGCGUGCUCUGCGUCGGCUUCGAGGAUGGCGUGCUCGAGCUCGUGACGCUCCCAUCACCCCCCGAGUACGAAAAAGAGCUCGGCGUCCCGGCGGAUUGUCGCACCCCGCUCGACGUCUUCGCCGGCGACCUGAUCGAGAGCCUGUGCUCGUGCUCGUCGGACAUCUUGUCGCUCUCUCUGUCCGGCCAGGGCACGUUCAUAUCUCUGGCCUCCUCUCUGCCCUCAUCCGCCUCGUCCUCAUGCUCAGAUUCCUCCGACUCGAUCCCGCUCCCAUCCUUCCCGUACACGACGAUCGACCUCCCGGGGCGCGGCUGGUCCUCGCACCUCAACAUGUCCGCAUCGACCCCGUACGCCGCCUUCGGCACCUCCUCCCCAACCCCGCUCGUCCUGCACGCCCUCCUCCCGGACACCGGCUUCUCGCGCGAGCCGCUCGCCAUACUCGGCGCCGGGACCAAAGUCACCUCGCAGCAGAGCGCCGUGUACGGCAUCGCGCGCGCUCCCUCGCACUUCCCAUGGGGCGGGCCAGACCCGAUCGUCGUCUCGGGCUGGUACGACGGCGUCGUGCGCGUGCACGACCUCCGCGCCUCCUCGCGCUCGGACCACGCGGGGCUGACGCCGGUGAUGAAGCUCUACGACCCGUGGUCGACCGAGCCGAUCUACAGCGUCGCCGCCGGGGGAGGCUCCGGGUCGCACAUCGCCGCCGGCUCCGCCCGGCACUCCGUCGUCUCCUUCUGGGACGUGCGCGCCUCCCCGACCCACGGCUUCAGCAUCCACGGCCCGGGCAACGACCCCUCGCCCGUCUACAGCCUCGUCCUAGAAAGCUCUCGCCUGUUCGGCGCGACGCAGAGCCGGGCGUUCGUGUACGACUUUGGACCGGACGUGUCCACGUCCACGUACCCGCCCCUCCCGACCGACACCGACUUCGUCCUGCCGGACGUCCCGGCCCCGAACAACAACAACAACAAUAAUAAUGGAGGUCGGAGGAAUCGCACUCGGCGGACGCAGCUGAACGAGGGGCUGAAGCGGCCCAAGGACUGGAACGGGAUAGGGUACUACGUGACGAAGUACAGCCAUAACCGCGGCGUCGCCAGCAAGGCGUCCCCGUCCGGCUCGUGGAGAUAG
Molecule: messenger RNA, 1610 nt
Organism: Punctularia strigosozonata HHB-11173 SS5
Lineage: Eukaryota; Fungi; Basidiomycota; Agaricomycetes; Corticiales; Punctulariaceae
Exons: 3
Coding region: 9-1610 (533 amino acids)
Molecular function (GO): protein binding
Source: RefSeq, a predicted model, not a curated record